AUGCGGUUCAACCCUAAUGCGACCGUCUGGGUUGCCAAGCAGCGGAUCCUGUGCACACUGAAUCAGAGCCUGAAGGACGUCCUCAACUAUGGACUUUUCCAGCCCGCCAGCAACGGCAGGGACGGCAAGUUCCUGGACGAAGAACGCAUCCUCCGAGAGUACCCCCAACCAAUCAGCAAGGGGGUCCCGUCUCUGGAGUUCCGCUAUAAGAGCCGAGUGUACCGACAACCCAAUGUGGACGAGAAACAGAUCGCCAAACUUCACACAAAGGCCAAUCUGAGGAAGUUUAUGGACCUCAUCCAGCACAAUCAGGUGGACAAAGUGUCAAAGAUGUUGGAACGAGGCUUCGAUCCAAACUACCAGGACAGUGACACUGGAGAGAGCCCGCUGACGUUUGCAGCUCACCUGGACAACGUGGUGGAGAUGAUCAAAGUUCUGAGGAACGGAGGAGCUCACCUGGACUUCAGAGCCAAAGACGGCAUGACGGCGCUGCACAAAGCUGCACGCUCCAAGAACCAGGUCACUCUGAUGACUCUGCUGGAGCUGGGCGCUUCUCCAGACUACAAGGACAGCCGCGGCCUGACUCCCCUGUAUCACUGCGUGGUGGUGGGGGGAGACCCCGGCUGCUGCGAGCUCCUCCUCAACCACCACGCCUUCGUCUGCUGCCAGGACGAGAACGGCUGGCACGAGGUUCACCAGGCUUGCCGUCACGGCCAUGUGCAGCACCUGGAGCAUCUGCUGUUCUACGGAGCAGACAUGAGCGCCCAGAACGCCUCGGGAAACACCGCUCUUCACAUCUGUGCCCUCUACAACCAGGAUAACUGUGCCCGAGUGCUGCUUGUACGAGGAGCCGACAAGGAAGUGAAGAACUACAACAGCCAGAGUCCUUUUCAGGUGGCCAUUAUAGCCGGGAACUUUGAGCUCGCCGAACUCAUCAAGAACCACAAGGAGAAAGAUAUAGUGCCUUUCCGCGAGGCUCCAGCCUACUCCAAACGCCGCCGGGGUCCGUCUACUGGCAGCGGAACCGACCAGUCCCCGUCCUCGCUCUCGGCACCGCGGGUCCUCCUGCGCUCCAACAGCGACAACAACCUAACGGUCAGUCAGUACCAGCAGCAGCACGGCUCGCCUGGCAACUGGGGCCCCCACCUGCAGCAGCAGCAGCACCAACACGCCCAGCCCCAGCCGCACCGGGCCCCCCAGCAGGGUCACUCGCAGCCUGGCUCGGCAGCAUUACACCGCAGCCUGUCACCCCAGCUGCUCCAGCAGAUGCCCAGCGGCAGCCCCAAUGGCAACGUGGUGGUACGGACCAUGGGGAGGGGGGCGAGGAGCCGGUCUCCCUCCCUCAGCCGGCUGGGGGAGGAGACAAGACGGGCUAUACCUUCACAGCGCCAGCCCAGCCCCAGCAGUCAUGACAAAGCCGCGGGCCCCCGGAGGAAGCUGUACAGCGCCGUUCCUGGGAGACAUUUUGUGGUGGUUCGUUCGUACACCGCACAGGCCGAGGGGGAGAUCAACCUGUACAAGAGCGACAGGGUCAAAGUUCUGAGCAUCGGGGAGGGGGGUUUCUGGGAGGGCAGCGCCCGCGGCCAGGUGGGCUGGUUUCCAGCCGACUGCGUGGAGGAGAUCCCGGCAAAGGCCACCGAGGAGAGGAGCUAUUCCCGAGCAGACCGCGCUGACAGACGGAAGCUGUUCAGACAUUACACUGUGGGAUCCUACGACAGCUUCGAUGCCUCCAGUGACUGCGUGGUGGACGAGAAGACCGUGGUGCUCCAGAAGAAGGAGAAUGAGGGCUUUGGAUUCGUGCUGCGGGGGGCCAAAGCGGAUACGCCCAUCGAGGAGUUCACUCCCACGCCCGCCUUCCCCGCGCUGCAGUACCUGGAGUCGGUGGACGAGGGAGGGGUGGCAUGGCAGGCGGGUCUCAGGACGGGGGACUUCCUCAUCGAGGUGAACCAGGAGAAUGUGGUGAAGGUGGGACACAGACAGGUGGUCAACAUGAUCCGCCAGGGGGGAAACCGGCUCCUCAUCAAGGUGGUGACGGUGAGCCGGAAUCUGGACCCCGACGACACAGCCCGCAAAAAAGCUCCUCCCCCGCCAAAGAGAGCCCCCACCACGGCCCUGUCCAUGCGCUCCAAGUCCAUGACGUCCGAACUGGAGGAACUAGUGGAUAAAGCCACUCUAAGGAAAAAGAAAGGUGAUAAAGUUGAAGAGAUGACGCACGCCCAGAAGGCCUCGCCUGUUGAUAUGAAGAUCGCCACAAUCAAACCACGCCCGUCCAGUCGCUGUUUGGUGACGCCAACGGAUAUGAAUUCCAUGUAUCACGACCGCCAGGGAGUCGCAGUGGUGCCACCCACCGUGCCCGGGGCCUUUCUGGGGAUACCCGAGAAGGGUACGAUGAAGAAGCAGAAGUCCAUAGGUUCAUCAGAGGAUGACAAACAGGGAUAUCUCACACCGCCCCUUCUCAAGUUCUCCCGCAGCCUCUCUAUGCCCGACACCUCAGAGGACAUCCCCCCUCCCCCUGCCAUUUCACCCCCUUCACCACCCGGCUACAACUCCGGCCCUGCAACAAAGAACUACGGCACAACACGACCGAGCUUUACCCAGAACUCCCCCAAUGCAGUGACGACCAUUCGCAGGGAUGUUGGUACGUUGAGACGUGGAUAUUACCGGCAGAGCUCAGAGCAGUUUGAGAGUACUCGUAUAAGAGGGCGCGCGCCCGUUCCUGAGAACCCUUACUCCGAGGUAGGCAAUAAGACUCUGUAUAUUCCAGCAAAACCAGCUCGAAGGAAGGGCAUGUUAGUAAAGCAGUCCAAUGUUGAGGACAGUCCUGAGAAACACGUGCAAGCAAGCCCAUCAGGCCCAGUUUCCAUGCCCACUACGCCUGUAGAACGAACAUGCUCCUCCAUCCCCAUCCCCACCAUCAUCGUCAAGGAGCCCUCCACCAGCAGCAGCGGCAAGAGCAGCCAGGGUAGCAGUAUGGAGAUCGAGCCCACUACCCCUGAACACCCACCUCUCACACCUAAUCUGGGUGGAGGUUUGCGUCCUGACGACCCUUUAUCUUUGAACAAUCCAUUUGCGGCAGCUAUUGCCGGAGCGGUCCGGGAUCGCGAGAAGAGGCUAGAGGCAAAAAAGCACUCCAUCGCCUUCCAGUCUAUAGAUAUAGGGGACGAUGAAUUCAGCAGUCCCACACCCACCCCUCGCCUUCGGCAGUCAAAGUCAAUCGAUGAAGGCAUGUUCAGUAGCGACGAGCGGCUUCGAAGAAUAUUGGCUCCCCCUCCUGCUGCACUGCUAGGACGUCCUGUAGGGGGCGGAAGUGGAAACAUGACUGAUUUCAACACUCCUGAGCCCACAGUGGUACGAGAGCCUCUGAACACCAGAACAGGCCAGUGUCAAAACCUGGACAGUCCUGUUAGUCUCCCAUCCACUCCUCCUAAGAGCCACUACAGGGCGAACGGGACCUACCUCCACCCUGUUACAGGCAAGCCCUUGGACCCUAACUCUCCGCUGGCUUUGGCCCUGGCAGCUCGUGACCGUGCCAUGAAGGAGCAACAGAAUCAUCCUCAGAAUCAGACUCAAAAUCCUCCUCAGGUUCAGCAAACACCCAAGCAUGAAGCUCAGUCCCUCCCCAUUCAGUCAAGUCACAAACCAGACCUCAACCAACCGCUCUUCAUUGACACCAAACUACGCUCUGGGAUUGAGACAAGUUUUGCUGCAAUCUCAUCGGCAACCAUGGGCCGACCCGGCCGAGGGGGCCUGCGGAGACAGAUGACGGAGCAGAAGUAUGAAACAGAUGGUGCACGGGAAGAACGGAAGCAUCAGGCGGUUGAGGAGAGGAAAAGUGCGCCAGCUGAUGUGGGAGACACAUCACAGCCCAAGACGGCGGGGCUGUUGAUGGUUCACACUGACGCAAAUAACAAGGUGAACAACCAGGAGGUGGAGGGGCAGGACAGCAACAGGCCGUCUGAGCUGAAGGACCCCAACCAACCAGAUCCUCUCAAAGCAACACUCUCCAAUCCACAGCCACCCUCAUCGCGGAGGAGGAGCAUUCCUUUGGGUGAGUCAAUGGAUGAACCAGUGAAGCUGCCCUUCAGAAUUCCCCCUCCCCCCCUGGCUUCUGUUGACAUUGAUGAGGAGUUUGAAUUCUCAGAGCCCCUUCCGCCUCCGCUGGAGUUUGCCAACAGUAUUGACAUACCUGACGACCAGGCCAGUGCCAUUGCAGAGAUGCUUCACCAUCAGAGACGGAACGGGGGACCUCCUCUUCCUCCUUACCACCCUCAUGCCCCCCCACCCGUCACUGAUCAACACAAACGGGUUUCAAACAACAUGCCCCCAUCAUACCCUCCUCCACCACCCGAUGCAGAAUCAGGGGUGGGUGACUCGGGAAUCGAAGAGGUCGACAGCCGCAGUAGUGGCGACCCUCAACACAUGGAGACCACCAGCACUGUUUCCAGCCUCUCCACGCUGUCGUCAGAGGGAGGUUUCUGUGACAGCGCUCUGGAGAGCCUCUAUGCCACCGCAGACGGGCACAACUUCCUGGUAGAUCGGCCCCCUGUGCCACCCAAACCCAAGGGAAAGUCGGUCAUUAACAGAACAUCGCUUUACCAUGACGCUCUAAUAGAGGAGCCUCCUGAGUCCUACGGGACGCCGCCUCAGGCUCCUCCCCCUCCCCCUUCAUCCUCUGAACCUCCUAGGACUCCUACUCAAAGGACAUCCAAGCUGUGGGGCGAUCAGCCCCCGGAGCUGCGCAGCCCGCCAUCCACACCGGACUCCAAGAACACCGUCAUCACCGAGCUAAGCUCCAUUCUGCAGCAAAUGAAUCGCGACAGGCCGGCCAAGCCAGGAGACAGCCUCGACUCCCCGACAGGGACCAGGGGGGGCUUCGGAACAAGGCCUCCGACAGAAGACUCAGGAAUGCGUAACAACGCGGCCUCUGCCCUCACCUCCACCCCUCCCAGCAGCCUCCCAUCACAGACACACCCCUGCAGCCCGCCAGACUCCGCCUCCUCCCUCACGCCCUGCUCCUCACUGCCACCCUCUGUGUCGCCCACCCUCACCGACGUCUUCGGCCUGCCCACCCCGCCCAUGGGCAGCGGCGGCGGCUACAGCCUGAGCUCCUCGUGCGGCGGCAGCGGGAGCUCGCGCUCCCCGUCGCCGCUCACGCUGAUGCAGGCGGUGGCGGCCUCGGGGAAGCCCUUCGCCUCCAAACCCAUGGAGCUUUGGAACAAGCACGACGUGGCCGACUGGCUGGAGAGCCUGAAUCUGGGGGAGCACAAAGACGCCUUCCUGGACAAUGAAAUCGAGGGCGCACACCUGCCAUCCCUGCAGAAAGAGGACCUGAUCGACCUGGGCGUGACGAGGGUCGGCCACCGCAUGAACAUCGAGAGGGCCCUCAAGCUGCUGCAGGACAGAUAAGCCCCGAGGAGGCGGGCGGAGUCAGGGCCGAGGAGAGGGAGGUGUUACCGAUCACUUUUACUCUUCAUCAGACAUUAUCUCAAGUCGUGGAUCUGGGUAGAAGUUUUGUCCAAGCUGAUGCUGCCUCUUGCUGUUUUUGUCCUCUCUCAUCCUCCGUCGCCCUCAUCCAGUGCACCGGUGUUAUCCACCCUCUUCCUCCUCUCCCCCCCCCGCCCUGAGCACCAGGGGAUCAUGGGAUGUCGGGCGGGACAGUUGGGGAAAAAGAGAAUAGCUGCUAUGUCACAUCAAGGAGAGUGUAAGCAGAGGAGGCCAGCACAAAGGACUGAAACUAAAACUCUGGAAUAGUUUGAACUCAAACUCUGAAAGAAACACUCAUCUGGAAGUUUCUCUUAGAGACUCGUGCUCACCCAACCGCUUUGGAAUACUAAAGACUUUGUCCGUGCACCCCGGUGUGGGUGCAUGAAAACCAGCUGAGCUGGUUGUUGCUCCUUUUCUAUCUUUGCUAGAGUUUGUUCAGAGAAUAAUAUUUCUUCACUAGAGUCCUACCGGAGUUAUAUUUCUGGGUGCAUCUAAGGUUGUAGAGAACAAUUUGCGAUAGACUUCAUUUUUCUUGCUUUUCACCUGUUUGUGUCAAAAUAAGAACAUUAGAUGACAUGUUUAAAGGAAUAUGAAACAAUAUCUCAUGACGUGCACACGCACACACACACACACACACACACACACACACACACACACACACACACACACACACGGUAUGCACAGAGAAUAAACGAGAACACACACUGUCUGCACACACACACACACACACACCCGAGCAUGUAUACACACACGGAUACGCCGAUGGCCUUCUUCUCCAGAGAGAGAGCAAAGCAUGGAGAGAGGUGGUCACCGGAGGAGGAGGAGCUACGCUGCAGCAGACCACGCCCACUCAGUGUCCACCUCUUCACACGAGGUACGAGACGGACGCUGAGACGGUUCAACCAGCUUCUCGUCUGCAAAGGGCACACUUGGCUCUUCCCUCUACUUCAGUGUGUGUGUGUGUGUGUGUGUGUGUGUGUGUGUGUGUGUGUGUGUGUGUGUGUGUGUGUGUGU
Labrus bergylta (ballan wrasse) is the source of this 6498-nucleotide messenger RNA. Lineage: Eukaryota; Metazoa; Chordata; Actinopteri; Labriformes; Labridae. The record is from RefSeq and is a predicted model, not a curated record.